UGGCAACCUCGCAAUCCCCGCUUCCCUAGCAACCCGAUCGGCUUCCUAGCGACGCAAAGUGGCUGUGCAGUCCCUAGUCCCGCCAUGCCGGUGCGAGUGAGCGAGUUCAGCUGGCAGCAGACGCCGGCCACGAUCUUCCUGUCUCUGCCUCUGCGGGGCGUCUGCGUGCGCGAUGCUGACGUAUUCUGUGGGGAAAGUUACCUGAAGGUUAACUUUCCUCCAUUUUUAUUUGAGCUGUUUCUCUAUGCUCCCAUAGAUGAUGGGAAGAGCAAAGCCAAGAUUGGAAAUGACACGAUUCUUUUCACAUUGUAUAAAAAGGAGCCAGUUCUGUGGGAUAGCCUUUCUAUGCCCGGUGUUGAUAAAGAGAUGAUGCAGAGAAUAAGAGAAAAAUCUAUCUUGCAAGCACAGGAGAAAGCAAAAGAGGCCACAGAAGCAAAAGCUGUUGCCAAGCGAGAAGACCAGAGAUACGCGCUAGGCGAGAUGAUGAAGAUUGAAGAAGAAGAGAGGAAAAAAAUAGAAGAUAUGAAAGAAAAUGAACGGAAAAAGGCAACUAGAGAAUUAGAAGCGUGGAAAGAAUGUCAAGAGAAAGCUGACCGACAAAAAAGAGUCCAGAGGAAGGAGAAACCGCCCGAGGGAAAGCAAGCUGAAGAGACCAAAGCUCUAAAACCUCGGAGUUUGCCCCGGAAGGCCCCACCCACUCGCUUCCCCACAAGAGGGAGGAAUUGGGAAAACAUAUUUCCUGAGAAGUUAAAGGAAGACAGAAUCCCUGCGCCUCGUUCCGCUGGCAGUAUUCAAAUCAGCUUUACCCCUCGAGUGUUCCCAACUGCACUUCGGGAAUCCCAAGUCGCAGAAGAGGAGGAGUGGCUGCAUAAACAAGCAGAAGCACGGAGAGCCAUGAGCACUGACCUUCCUGAAUUCUUUGACUUAAAAGAAGAAGAGAAGAAUCCAGACUGGUUGAAAGACAAGGGAAACAAAUUGUUUGCAACGGAAAACUAUUUGGCAGCGGUUGAUGCAUAUAAUUUAGCCAUACGACUGAACUGUAAGAUCCCAUUAUUGUAUUUGAAUCGGGCUGCUUGCCACCUCAAAUUAAAAAACCUACACAAGGCCAUCGAGGACUCUUCUAAGGCACUAGAGUUAUUGACACCACCUGUUGCUGACAAUGCCAAUGCAAGAAUGAAGGCACACGUCCGACGAGGGACAGCAUUCUGUCAACUAGAAUUGUAUGUUGAAGGCUUGCAAGAUUAUGAAGCUGCACUUAAGAUUGACCCAGCCAACACAGUUAUACAGAACGAUGCAGAGAAGAUUCGGAAUAUAAUUCAAGGGACAACACUGAAGUCUCGUGACUAGAGGCAGCUAGGUACAGGAGUCUCUGCAAGUACUCUAGCUCUGUAAAGCACCGUGCUACUGAGUCUUUGGAAUGGCAGUGCCUGACGAAUCAUCUCCAAGAUGAAAAUGGCCUGUCUCUCACUGCCUUUGCUCCCAGUACUGGGAAGACAGAGGUAGGCAGGUCUCUAUGAGCUUGAGGCCAGCCAGAGCUAGACAGCAAGCAAAACACAAAAGAAAGCCAGAGAGCAAGCUGUUUGAAUCCUCAAUCUUGGCACAGGGAUUGGUUGGGCUUUGAUGUUGCUGUUGGCAUUUCCAGGAUACUAUUGAGGAAUGUACAGAAUAGAAUUUCCACAUAAAAGAUUGUGCAUAUAAAAUAUUUUUAUCAUAUUAAAUAUAGUAUUUCAUUCUAAAUGAUUGGCUUUGGUAUAAUAUGUAAACAAUUUUUAGUCACUUAUAGAUACACAUAACCAUAUAGUUUUCUUUAUAUUAUUUGUCAUUUGAGGCUAGACCAGUUAGAGUAUAAUAUACAUUGCAUACCAAUCCUGGGUCUGCUGGGUAAAAGGAUAUAGAAUUCCAGGCUAGCCUGGGCUACAUAGUGAAACUGUUUCAAGAAAAAGUGAAGAAAUAAACAACAGAAAAA
Molecule: messenger RNA, 1966 nt
Organism: Mus caroli (Ryukyu mouse)
Lineage: Eukaryota; Metazoa; Chordata; Mammalia; Rodentia; Muridae
Gene: Dnaaf4
Product: dynein axonemal assembly factor 4
Biological process (GO): epithelial cilium movement involved in extracellular fluid movement; outer dynein arm assembly; inner dynein arm assembly
Molecular function (GO): nuclear estrogen receptor binding
Source: RefSeq, a predicted model, not a curated record